This is a messenger RNA of Calidris pugnax (ruff), 4555 nucleotides long. RefSeq names its product trophoblast glycoprotein (gene TPBG). Lineage: Eukaryota; Metazoa; Chordata; Aves; Charadriiformes; Scolopacidae. Gene Ontology annotation, cellular component: plasma membrane. Gene Ontology annotation, molecular function: protein binding. The transcript has 2 exons. Gene Ontology annotation, biological process: negative regulation of canonical Wnt signaling pathway. The coding region runs from base 254 to 1393 and encodes 379 amino acids. The record is from RefSeq and is a predicted model, not a curated record.
CGGCGGGGUCGCGGGCAGGAGGCGGCGGCGGCGGCGGCGUCUCCGGCGGCUCUUUCUCCUCGCUUCGGCGGAGUUUGCGCCGGACGCGGGGCGGGAGGUCUCGCUUGCGGGAAGGCGGAACGGAGCGACCCCCCGGAGGGAAGGGGGAAGCGCCUAGCCCCGGGAGAGAAGGGGCUGCCCCGCCGUUUCGCCUCUCUUCUCCUCGCCUCGCCGCCCGGAGGGGAAAGUUGUCUGCGGGGCCGGGCCGGGCGCGAUGCCGGGUCGCGGCGCGCCCUGCCUGGGGCUGCUGCUGCUGCUGCGCCUCCUGCUGCUGGGCUGCGGUUGGGCUCAGCAGCCGCCCGACGCCUGCCAGACCUUCUGCCGCUGCCUGGAAGCGGCCAAGACGGUGAAGUGCGUGGACGGGAACCUGACGGCGGUGCCCUCCGACCUCCCGCCUUACGUCCGUACCCUCUUCAUCACCGGCAACCGCCUGGCCCGCCUGCCCGCCGGCGCCUUCCCCGCCCAGCGCCUGCCCCACCUCAGCGCCCUCAACCUCAGCGCCAACCACCUGCAGGCCGUGGAGGCCGGCGCCCUGGCCUCCCUGCCCACCCUGCGCCAGCUCGACCUCAGCGGCAACCCCCUGGUCUCCCUCAGCCCGCUGGCCUUCGGGGAGGGCGGCAGCCCGCUGGAGGAGCUGGCCCUGCGCGGGGCUCUGCGCGACCAGGGCGUCCUCCUCAGCCUGGCCGCCAUGUUGCAGUCCGGCGCCCUGCGCAACCUCAGCCGCCUGGAGCUGGCCGACAACGGGCUGCUGCUGCUGCCCGCCGGCAUGUUCUCUGCCCUGCCUGCCCUGCGGCACCUGGACCUCAGCAACAACUCCCUGGUGGGCCUGCGGAACGUCUCCUUCCAAGGGUUGGGCCAGCUGCAGAGCCUGGACCUCAGCGGCAACUCGCUGGGCGUGCUGAGGAACGGCACCCUGGCCCAGUUCCGCAGCCUGCCCGCCCUCCGGCGCGUCCGCCUGGCCCGCAACACCUGGGUCUGCGACUGCGCCAUCGAGGACCUGGUGGCCUGGCUGAAGGAGAGCGACCAGGUGGAGGGCAAGGAAGCCCUGACCUGCGCCUACCCCGAGAAGAUGCUGGGCAAAGCCCUGCUGAAGCUCGACAGCUCGGACCUGGACUGCUCCGUGCCUGUAGACCUGCCUUCCCAGCUACAGACUUCCUACGUCUUCCUAGGGAUAGUCUUGGCUCUCAUCGGGGCCAUUUUCCUCCUGGUUUUGUACUUGAACCGAAAAGGAAUCAAAAAGUGGAUGCACAACAUCAGAGAUGCCUGUAGGGAUCACAUGGAGGGCUACCACUACAGGUACGAGAUCAACGCCGACCCCAGGUUGACAAACCUCAGCUCCAACUCGGACGUCUGACGACGGGACACGGGGCAGCAGUGCGCAGUAGCUAUGCAUGAAAAGUAGACUUUUUAAGGCUUUUACCCUCGUGCUUGCUUCCCUCUCCCCAAAGAAACCUCAGAUGUGCUCAUGAUACAAAGAGGGGGGAUCAUCUGCCUCCCCCUGACGUCAAGUUGGGUUUUGUUUUGAGAUGCUGGGCAGCUGCGCAUGGCGUGGGGCUGUAUGUAGGAAAAAAGCUGCUACUUCUUUUCCUCCUUGCCUGUCUGUACUUGUGGGAAAUCUUUCUUUCGAGAUCUCAAAAGAACAAAAAAAAAAAAAAACAAAAAAAAGGAUUCUCUCUGGUGCUCCGAAGCCACCAGAGUUUAUAAAAAAAAAUAAAACAUAUAUAUUUACCGAUGCAGACACCAUUCAACAAAAGCUGCCUCAACUUUUUUUUUGGGAAAAAAAAAUGUUAUGUUCCUCUGUGCCAGUUUUGAUCUUGUAUAUCCGAAUUGCGAUGACAAGGAUUGCAUUUCACAGACUACCUUGAGGUUUAAAAAAAACCCCAAGAAACUCUUUUUAACAGCUCCUCUGUUACAAAGAAGGAAACGGAAUAGUGAGCAUGCACAAAUACUUUCUAGUUUUACAUGUUAAGAAACUUACAAUCUCAGUGAGUCUCUUACUAUUUUGUAAAGUUAUUUUUUUGAUUGCAGUUUACAUGAAACGAGAGGGGUUUUUUUUAUACAAACUGCAUCUAAACUCCAUCUGAACUGAUAAAUUCAAUAAACAGUCUUACAAGAACUGUUGUCUUGAAGUUUGCUGUUCGAUGAGAAGUGUAUGGACAUCUAAGCACGUGGAUAGCUUUUAUAGUCUCUGGAGCAAUAGCCCUGCAGUAGUAAUCUUAAAUCAAAUUUUACACCAAUGUGUAGCUUAGAGACAGAAGUGUUUGAUGAUUUUGUGAAAUGUGCUGGGAGGAUUACACCGAGCAACGACGACGAGAGCAGUUUCACUUGGCACAACCGCCUCCCCGCCCUUCCCCUCCUUGGUCUGCUCUCAAAAAAAACUGCAAAACAUCGAGACAGAUGCAAGGGUCCACCUUGCUGGGAAGGUACAAGCUGAGAGAAUUGACAUAAGGUCUUCUCUACCAAAUUGAAAAAAAAAAACCAAACUGAAAUUGAGUGGUGGAGUUCGUAGGCUAAAGAAAAUUUUGCCUGAAUUGAAUUGUUUAUUCUGGAAAAAAAAUAUAUAAAAAAAGCAGGAGACUUUCAUGUCCUGAACUAAAUUUAAUGCAGCUCAGUCAUGUAGUGGGCGAGCUUCAGGCUUGUAAAUCAAUGCAGCAUUUACUGAAUUAAGUAUUUACGGUUCCAUUUUAAGCUCUCGGUACUCGGGACGUUCUUUAGUGACCGACAUAGAGUAACUUGAUGGGACUUUACAUUUAUCUUAAAAGCUUAUAACAGGUGCUUUUCAGUAUUGUAUGUUACUCAUGUUUAUUACUUGCUUGGGAAUGCAUUUUCUUGUAAAUAGAUAAAGCAUGCGAAGAAAAAAACUUCCAAAAUGCAUCAUUUGAUAUGCAACUCUGAUGAUAAAGGAAAAAAUUAGCAAGAAUCUUCCAGUGGGCACCAAGAAUUAAUGCACUUUUUUCUAAUCCAUGUAUAUAGAUUCUUAAUGAAGCAACUCUACCAACUGUAAAAGCGUGAUGUCAAUUGGUAUCUGUGAGUACAUCUGUGGAGCUUUUUCCAUGGUCACUAUUACUUGAAGCUCUCGAGUGUCUCUAAAAUUUUCUUAAUUGCUGGCUAGUUUCCUUUGCUUUCAAAAGUGACAGUUUUCUCAUAGAUAGAUGCCUUCGGUAGGAGCUUAGAAAUAUAAAAUAUUCCUUAAAGUAUCAAAAGAAAUAUAAUCUAUUUUGGGCAUCGGUAUUAUUCAAAUGCAUUUUUCUCGCCUUGUAACUUCAGACAAAGCAAGUAGCACAAGUCAGUUCAGACUAAUUUUAUAUUGCUUUAAAUUGGCAAUGGUUUUUUUAAAGGUAGUUUUGUACGUUAGCCCUCAAAAAUAACAAUAAAAAAGAAUUAAUAUGAAGUAUACAAUUAAUAUUUUGAUAAACCAGUGUAUUUUACAAUUAAUGUAAGUUAAGUGGUAGCCUAUUUCUCCUGCUGUGAUUUAAAUAUCUGAGCAAUAUCUGGUUAACAGCGUAGGAAUUAAAUGUGUGGACUCUUAAAAAGCAGGCUGCUGGUCUGAGUUUUAGCUGCCCAUAUUUUAAGAAUAGUGUAAAAACCCCAGUGUGAAUAACUUAUUACUGUGCAACUAUGCAAACUCUUCAUUCUUGGUAUGUAUAAGAUAUUUUAUGUAAAAAGCCAGAAUUUUGCAAUAGCUCUGCAGUGUGCUUUGUUGUAGCGGUCAUUUCGGAGGUUAUCAACUUGCACUUAUUUGUACAGUGCCAAGAGGAGUAGGGAUUCAUCCUUUUGCUUAAGAUGCUCCUGUAAUAUAAUAGAUAAAAAUAAUGUACAAACCAAGCCUUUUCUGGGGCCGUUUCUUGGGUUUUGUUAAUGGAUACUUUAAAGCAGCUACAGUAAAAGCAAUUAUCCGCGAUGUGUUAAUGUAGCAGCCGUGCAUUUAUAGAGCUGUGACUUUAAUUGCACCUCACCAACAGACUAUUUGUAUAGUGAGCAAGUGUAACUGUUGUAUUACACCUAUUAUUCUGAACAUGAUGAUGAUGAUUAUUUUUGUAUCAUAGAAAAAUCAUUGUAAUAGAAUUUUAUCCGAGACCCGGUGACGGCUACUUUGCAGUAAUUCUUGCCAUUUGCUUAGGUGUGUAUUUAUUAGGAUGUACCAGUCAGCAUGUGUCAGUGUUGUGUUGGAUAAUGUUCUCCUACAGUGUGUGACCAACAGCGAAUGCCGCAGUGUUUUGGACAAUUUAACCUUAAAUCCCCUUCCAUAAACAGUGCUUAAAACUUGUUUUCCUUUUCCUAUGGCACAAUAGGUUCUCAGAAGCCUUUUAAAAAGUAGCUCCCGAAGCGCUUCACAACUUGGUUAAAAAGUCUACGUUUAAAAUAACGUUAAGUUUAAGGGUUCUCCUGAAGCACGUUGUAGAAUCUUGCUCUGCUUUGACACCUGAAAUUUCGAUUCGUUUCCAUUUCUAGAGCAGCUUAAUUAGCGAGGCUGUUUCAUUCAUUCGUUCCUCAAUAAAACACGUGCGGUACUAAA